AUGUUUCGUCAGCCCGACAGCAUUUUGGCUUGGAUUCCAUCUUGCUCCUACCUGUUCCUGGACAGUGACGGGGAGGAGAAGAGGCACCGUCCCAGCAUGUCUCGUUACAGCCUCCAUAAUCUCCUGGACUGGAUGUACGGGGGUGUGGACCCCAGCUUCGCUGGCAAUGGCGGGCCGGAGUGCGCGGCCUUUCUCUCUGGGCAGCAGCAGCUUCUGGAGAGUUUGGUCUUCCUCAGCGUGGGCGUCGUGGAGAUCCUUCUGUCCCUGUGGAAGCUCAGGCGGCUGCAUUGCAGGGAGCUGGAGGGUCACCUGCUGCAGCAGCCCCAGACGAAGCAGGAGAGCUUGGGCAAGAACGUGCUGCUGGUGGUGGUCUGUCUCAUCUUUGGGCUGGAGGUGGGGUUCAAGUUUGCCACCAGGACUGUCAUUUACCUCCUGAAUCCCUGCCAUGUGGUCACUAUGAUGCAGAUUUUUCUUCUUGCCUGCCCUCCGUGUCGGACUGCGAUGAUUCUCUUCAGGUUGCAGAUGCAUAUGCUGAAUGGGGCCCUCUUGGCAUUGCUGUUUCCUGUUGUUAAUACACGCCUGCUUCCAUUUGAAAUGGAAAUCUAUUACAUCCAGCACGUGAUGCUUUAUGUUGUGCCCAUCUAUCUGCUGCGGAAAGGAGGUAUCUACACUCCAGAACCACUCUGCAAUUUCUGGUGGGCUCUUUUGUCCACGGGGUUUAUGUUUGUGUAUCAUUUUAGCAUCUUGCAGAUUCUGGGAUUGGUUACAGAAGUGAAUUUGAACAACAUGUUGUGCCCAGCCGUCUCAGAUCCUUUUUAUGGGCGCUGGUAUCGAAUCUGGGCGUCUGGACAUCAGACUGUGAUGACCAUGACUCAUGGGAAGCUCGUAAUCCUACUGUUUUACAGUGCUGUCCCCAUCUUUAAAUGUAGCGUGGACUUGCUUAGACUCCCACCUAAGAAAAUAGACUGAAAUUUCUCCCCACGGAGCAGUACGCACAGGAAGCAGAGAUACUUAUACUGGAAAACAAAGAGGAGGGAUGAGAGGACAAUGUGUUUUAUACUUCUCCCCACAGUUUAUUGCCUCAAAAAAACCUCUAUCAUCAAGUGAGGUUUUUUUUUAACUGCUGUUUCUCACUGCCUAUUGCCAAUGGCAAAAUUAGUGGCCUUAUUCUGGAAAAGGUUCGUGUUUUAUACAUUUUGUGUAAUUACAGUAGAAUCUUGCUAAGCCACUGUUUAAAAUUAGGCCAGGAUCUGUCCACAUUCCAGCAAAGAGAGUGGCACUGCUACCUCGUUUUGACUUAUUUUCCAUUAAAUAUAAGUACACUUAUGUCAUAGGGUAGGAAAUAAAGCUGAAUU
Charadrius vociferus (killdeer) is the source of this 1355-nucleotide messenger RNA. It is a transcript of the gene TMEM164, whose product is annotated as transmembrane protein 164. The record is from RefSeq and is a predicted model, not a curated record. Bases 1 to 969 code for a protein of 322 amino acids. Lineage: Eukaryota; Metazoa; Chordata; Aves; Charadriiformes; Charadriidae. The transcript has 6 exons.